Dromiciops gliroides (monito del monte) is the source of this 375-nucleotide messenger RNA. RefSeq names its product histone H1.2-like. Gene Ontology annotation, molecular function: DNA binding. Bases 1 to 375 code for a protein of 124 amino acids. The transcript has a single exon. Lineage: Eukaryota; Metazoa; Chordata; Mammalia; Microbiotheria; Microbiotheriidae. Gene Ontology annotation, cellular component: nucleosome. The record is from RefSeq and is a predicted model, not a curated record. Gene Ontology annotation, biological process: nucleosome assembly.
AUGGCCCUCAAAAGGGAGCUGGGAACUGACCAGUACAACUUCCGCAAGCACAACAACCGUAUCAACAAAGAAGUUAGGAGCAAUGUCAGCCGAGGAGCCCUGCUACAAGUCAGCGGGCGAGGGGCUUCCAGCACCUUUAGAAUUGCCAGGACCACCGGGACUGGGAAAAAGAGAAACUCGAAAGCCGGAAAGGCCUCAACGCUCAAGAAAACUCCUGGGAAGAAGACUAAGAAGAAAACUAGAGUGUCCACCAGUCGCAAGUUGGUGUCAAGUAAAAGGCAGAGGAAGUACCGAAGGCAAAUGGGUCCAUCUGACAAGAGAUCAGGUCGUGGAAAUCAACCUGUCAAAGAGCAAGAGAUUAGGCCCAGGUUAUAA